Molecule: messenger RNA, 1254 nt
Organism: Diospyros lotus (date-plum)
Lineage: Eukaryota; Viridiplantae; Streptophyta; Magnoliopsida; Ericales; Ebenaceae
Product: 2-oxoglutarate-dependent dioxygenase DAO-like
Exons: 3
Coding region: 248-1159 (303 amino acids)
Biological process (GO): auxin catabolic process
Molecular function (GO): indole-3-acetaldehyde oxidase activity; dioxygenase activity
Source: RefSeq, a predicted model, not a curated record
AUCCCAUAUGGUCUCCUCGCCUGCUUCUUCCUGUCGAUGGAGAUCCAAACACGGCCUCUAGUUGAGUGAAAACUGUCGGGUGCCACUGAACUGAGGCCAAAAACAGAGCUUUCCUUGCUUUCCCACAGCCAGAGACACAGCCACUUUCUAGCCGCCCAAAAACCUCGAUCUACCCCAAGAAAACUUCUUUGCCAACCAUCACAUCACACUUCCGAACACUCCCACCGAGAAAACCCAAAAACCAGAGAUGGCCGGAACCAGCCAUUGCAGCGUCCCGGUGAUCGAUUUAGAGGACUUUCCGGCGCAAGCAGGGAAGCUGAUGGAGGCAUGCGAGGAAUGGGGCUGUUUCAGGGUCCUCAACCACCACAGCUUCCUCCCUCCGCUGCUCGCGUUGGCGAUGAAGGAGGUGGUACGGCAACUCUUCGACCGGCCGCCGGAGGUUAAGCGGCGGAACGCCGACGUGAUCCCCGGCAGUGGGUACAUGGCGCCUAGCGCGGUCAAUCCUCGGUAUGAGGCCUUAGGUCUCUAUGACAUAGGCUGUGCUGACGCUGUUGAUGCCUUUUGUACCCAGUUGGAUGCCUCUCCCCGCCAAAGUGAAACAAUCAAGAAGUAUGCUCAUGCAGUACAUGAGCUAGCUAUUGAUAUUGCACACAAGAUGGCUAAAGCUAUGGGGCUGUCCGGGGUUUCAUUCAAGGAUUGGUGCUCACAGUUCAGGAUAAACAAAUACAACUUCACCCCUGAAGCCGUAGGCUCUUCUGGUGUGCAAAUCCACACCGACUCGGGAUUCCUGACCAUUCUUCAGGACGAUGAAAAUGUGGGCGGCCUUGAAGUUAUGGACAAGUCUGGUGGAUUUGUGGCAGUGGAGCCCUUGCCUGGGUCCCUGCUUGUCAAUCUUGGGGACAUUGCUAAUGUUUGGAGUAAUGGGAGAUUCUACAACGUGAAGCAUCAAGUGUUAUGCAAGAGAGCCACAAUGCGUUUCUCGAUAGCUACGUUUCUCUUGGGACCCAAGGAGGCGGUAGUGGAAGCCCCAGUGGAAUUGGUGGACUCUGCACACCCCCGCCUGUAUGUUCCUUUCACUUACAAUACUUUCAGAAUGCUCCGAACCUCAAACAAGUUGCAUGCUGGUGAAGCUCUUGCUCUUGUGCGCUCCAACUCUUGAAAUAAGAUCUGGAAGCAUGGUUUAUUUAUCCCAUAUCUAUGGAGAUAAAAGAAAAAAUUGACACCGCACUAGACACUGCUGAUCAACCAUAGAUA